AUGGCUAGUCCUACCGUUCUCACCUUUGAUGCUGAGGGACGUGCAGUUGAUUUUGACGUGUGGGUUGACGACCUACAGCUCUUCCUUCAGUGUGAUUCUAGGGAUGGGGUGUCCCUCUUCGAUCACACGUCCGGUGUUUCCACUGCUCCUGCAGCCACUGCUGACAGUACUGUUCGCUCGCAGUGGACCACUCGUGACGCUGUUGCUCGUCUUGCUGUUCGUAGUCACCUACCGCCUGCUGAGCGCGCACACUUUGGCCAGUACAAGACUGCUCAGUCCUUGUACGACGUUGUAGUUGCGCGCUCCUCCCCUGCCACUGCUGCCCUCAGCCGCCUCAUGCUACCGUACCUUUUCCCUGACCUUGCUGCCUUUGCCACUGUCGCUGACCUAGUUGCUCACCUUCGCACUAGUGACGCCCGCUACCGCGCUGCCCUUCCCACUGAGUUCUUCAGGGAGCACUUUCUCUCCCUUUGCCCCACCGAGCUGACUGUCGACCUGCUAGAGGAGCGCCUUGCUGCAGCUGAGAAGAGUAUCUUAGCUGUAGGUGCUUCUCGCGACGACCGUCACACCCCUUCUUUGAGGGGUGUUCCCCUGUCCCCCUUCUCCCCUCUGUUGCUUCUGCUGCUGCUGUCGACCUCGUUGGCACUGAGGAGGUCGGCGCUGCGUCUGCCUCUAGUGGGAGACGCCGCAUCAGCAAGGGCAAGGGGAGCAAGGGUGGUGGAGGGGGCGGCGGUGGAGGUGGUGGAGGCGGCGGAGGAGGUGGAAGUGGUGGUGGGGGUGGUACCGGGAGUGGGGGCGUCGGUGGCGGCGGUGGCGGAGGAGGUGGAGGCAGCGGCAGCGGUGGUGGAGGUAGCGGAGGAGGUGGUGCUGGUCGAGGUGCAGCCGCGCAGCGUGGAGGCUUUGGUGGCGGCCAGCGCCAGCAGCAGCUACGCACCCGUGAGGCCCCGUCGGUUCAGCAGCUUCGUGAGUGGUACGCUGGGCGUGGGAGGUCUGGGGGUGCAGAAUGUGCCUAUCUUUGAUCUAGACUUUGAUGCUAUCCUUGCUGCCAUGUAUGCUCUUGCUGAUAGUGCUGAGGGUGACUGUUACCUGAGUGUCUCGCCCGACCCGGGCAUUGCGGCUGCUGCUCUAGGUGCUAGUGCGUCUGCUGCUCCAGGUACUGGUGCGUCUGCUGCUCCAGGUGCUGGUGCGUUUGCUCUCUUUGGUACUGCACCUACUGAGUCCUUACACACUUUCACACUUGACUCUGGUGCUUCGCGCUCUUUCUUUAGAGACAGCACCACGCUCACGCCGCUCAGUCGGCCUGUUGCGGUCUCCCUUGCUGACCCCUCCGGGGGCCCAGUCCUUGCACACUCCUCCACGGUUCUACCGUGUCCUGCGGCCCUGUCGGGCUUGCUGUCGGGACUCCACCUCCCCUCAUUCUCUACGAACUUGGUGAGUGGAGCUGACCUCCAGGACGCGUGGGUUGACCAGUUCACCCCUAGUGGUCCCUCCCUCCCCUUCCUCCGGGGCCUGCCCCCACCUGUGUUCCUUGUGUCGAGGGCCGCCCGCGCCCGUGGACAGGGUCACGAGCGUUACUUCCUGCUGGUCGUUGACGACUACUCGCGUUACACCACAGUCUUCCCCUUGCGCAGCAAGGGUGAGGUCCCUGAGGUGUUGAUCGACUGGAUCCGCGGUGCUCGUCGCCAGCUUAGUGAGAGUUUCGGCUCAGACCUUCCUGUUGUGCGUCUGCACUCAGACAGAGGCGGGGAGUUUUCCUCCGACCUCCUGAGAGCCUUCUGUCGUUCUGAGGGCAUCCGCCAGACGUUCACGCUUCCGGCCUCCCCGCAGCAAAAUGGGAUUGCUGAGCGCCGCAUUGGCAUGGUCAUGGACGUCGCUCGUACGUCCAUGAUCCAUGCGGCUGCUCCCCAUUUUCUGUGGCCGUUCGCGGUUCAGUACGCUGCGCAUCAGAUCAACCUUCAGCCUCGUGUCUCCUUGCCGGAGACCACACCUACUCUGCGGUGGACGGGGAAGGUUGGCGAUGCGUCCGCGUUCCGUGUCUGGGGAUCUCGAGCUUUUGUCCGCGAUACUACAGCGGACAAGCUGUCCUCCCGUGCCGUUCCCUGUGUCUUCCUUGGCUUCCCUCCUGACGCACCCGGGUGGCAGUUCUACCACCCCACCUCGCGUCGUGUUCUGUCCUCUCAGGACGUAGACCCUGCCGAGCCGGUCGAGGUAGCAGUCGACUCAGGUGCUGAGUUUGGGGGUGCUGAGCCUGCGGGUGCGGGGACUGGGGGUGCUGAGUCUGGGGGUGCUGAGUCCGGGCGUGUGGAGCCUGCGGGUGCUGUGUCUGGGGGUGCUGAGCCUGCGCGUGCUGCGUCUGGAGGUGCUCUAGGUGUCCCGUCGCGGCGGGAGCCUCUCUCUCCACAGCAGCUUCGUGAGUGGUACUCUCCGCGCUGUCGGGGUGCUGUUGGAGCUUCUGGAGGUGCUGCUGGUGCUGGUGCUACUGGAGGUGCUGCUGGUGCUGGAGGUGCUGCUGGUUCUGGUGCUGCUAGAGCUUCUGGCGGUGCUGCUGGUGCUGGUGCUGCUGGAGGUGCUGCUGGUGCUGGAGGUGCUGCUGGAGCUUCUGGAGGUGCUGCUGGUGCUGGUGCUGCUGGAGGUGCUGCUGGUGCUGGUGGUGCUGCUGGUUCUGGUGCUGCUGGAGCUUCUGGCGGUGCUGCUGGUGCUGGUGCUGCUGGAGGUGCUGCUGGUGCUGGAGGUGCUGCUGGUUCUGGUGCUGCUGGUGCUGGAGGUGCUGCUGGAGCUUCUGGAGGUGCUGCUGGUGCUGGAGCUGCUGGAGGUGGUGCUGGUGCUGGAGCUGCUGGAGGUGCUGCUGGUGCUGGAGCUGCUGGAGGUGCUGCUGGGACUGGAGACCCUGGGGCUGAGGGUCCUGGUUCUGCACCUGCUGUUUCUGGAGGCGCUGUGCGGCCGCGGCCGUACUACGUUCCGCUCCUUCAGCAGGUUCUUGGCCUCCCGCCUUCUCCUGGUCCUCCUCCUUCUUUACUGAGUCCACCGCCUGUCCUGUCCCAGUCGCGGUUCCAGCCGGCCUCUCCGCUGCCUGGUCCUUCUCCUUACUCUGGACCGACUAGAGGUCUUACGGAGCGUCGUGAGCCUGCAUCUCGUCCUGUGUCGCCUGCGUCUCGUUCUGCGUCGCCUGUCCGUCCUGUUCGCGCUGGUCGUGUUUCGCGUCCGCGUCCUCGUCCUGUCCCUGGCACUCACUCUAUGACUCUGCAUCCUUCCACUGCUCCGCAGCGUGUCCCUCUACCGUCUCCUCCUGCGUCCUCUCUUCCUGUCGGUCCGGACCCGGAGUCUGACUCCCUUCGUGCUGCUAGUCCUACAGUCACGCGCUUUCUGGCCACUGCUGUCACUGACCCUUUGUUUGAGUCCACUACUGCGUCUGCUCUUGUUACUGAGCUUGUUGACUUUGCUGCAGCCUGUCGCCUAGACUACGCCGCUAGUCUUGUUACUAAGUCUGCGUCUGUGUCUGUCUGUCCUCCGUCCGUUGGGGGUGAGUGUGCUCUUGGCACGGACGUUCUUGAGGACAGACAGGAGGAGUUUGAGUGCUUUGCUGCUUCUGUACCUCAUCUCUUGUCCAUGCUGCUUGCCCCUGAGGGAGACCUGGAUGCACCAGACAUCCCGACCCCGCGCUCUUACGCAGAGGCGAUAGAGGGUCCUUACUCCUCUCAGUGGCAGGCAGCCAUGGACGCCGAGAUGGCUUCCUGGAAGUCCACAGGCACCUACGUCGACGAGGUUCCCCCGCCUGGGGCGAACAUUGUCAGUGGUAUGUGGAUCUUCAGGGUGAAGCGGCCGCCGGGUUCUCCGCCUGUCUUCAACGCGCGUUACGUUGCACGUGGCUUCAGUCAGCGACAGGGAGUUGACUUCUUUCAGACCUUCUCCCCUACCCCGAAGAUGACCACUCUUCGGGUUCUGCUGCACGUAGCUGCUCAGCGUGACUACGAGCUCCACUCGCUUGACUUCAGCACAUCCUUCCUACAGGGCAGCCUGCACGAGGAGAUCUGGCUGCGCCGCCCACCUGGCUUCACUGGGUCGUUUCCAGCUGGUACCCAGUGGAGCCUCCGGCGGCCAGUCUACGGUCUCCGCCAGGCACCUCGUGAGUGGCACGACACACUCAGGACGACUCUUGCUGCUCUUGGUUUUGUUCCUUCCACUUCUGACCCUUCUCUGUUCUUACGCACUGACACUACUCUGCCUCCGUUCUACGUUCUUGUGUACGUAGACGACCUAGUCUUGGCUACUGCUGACACUGAGGCACUCGCCCACGUAAAGUCCGAGCUGCAGAAGAGACACACGUGCACAGACCUGGGUGAGCUCACAAGCUAUCUUGGCUUGCGGAUCACCCGGGACAGAGCACAGCGCACCAUUACCUUGACUCAGUCACACAUGGUGCAGCAGGUCCUUCAGCGCUUCGGCUUCACAUACUCCUCGCCACAGUCCACUCCUCUGCCUAUAGGUCACUCGCUCUCAGCUCCACCUUCGGACGAGUCCGUAGAGCCGAGUGGCCCGUAUCCAGAGCUUGUGGGCUGCCUCAUGUACCUGAUGACUUGCACUCGACCUGACCUCGCAUACCCUCUCAGCCUUCUGGCUCGCUACGUGGCUCCCGGCAGGCACCGAAAGGUGCACUGGGAUGCUGUGAAGAGGGUGUUGCGCUACUUGUGCAGUACAUCGGGCAUGGGGCUCGUGCUUGGAGGACGGGCUCGAGUUGUCCUCACUGGUCACGCUGACGCCUCCUGGGUUGACGACUUGGCUACGCAGCGGUCGUCACAGGGUUACACCUUCAGUCUUGGCUCCGGUUCUGUCUCUUGGCGGUCUACCCGUUCUUCUUCUGUUCUCAGCUCCAGUUGUGAGGCUGAGAUCUACGCUGGGGCCAUGGCUGCACAGGAGCUACGCUGGCUCACCUACCUGCUGACCGACUUGGGAGAGGCGCCUCGUUCUCCUCCAGUUCUGUACGUCGACAACAAGGCCAUGCUGGCUUUGUGUCAGGAGCACAGACUGGAGCACAGAAUGAAGCACAUUGCUCUGCGCUACUUCCUUGCUCGAGAGUUGCAGCAGCGUGGCCAGCUUCGUCUUGCUUACGUGGCCUCUCAGGCCAACACUGCUGAUGUUUUCACCAAGGCACUUCAGCCUUGUGAUCAUCAGCGUUUCUGUACUGUGCUAGGCCUUGUACCUACUGUGCCUCACUUGCUGACUUCUUGUCUUUGCUAG
This is a messenger RNA of Closterium sp. Naga37s-1, 5235 nucleotides long. NCBI's taxonomy places the organism in Eukaryota, Viridiplantae, Streptophyta, Zygnematophyceae, Desmidiales, Closteriaceae. The record is from the annotation of a GenBank genome assembly.